AUAAAAACAUUCAACAAGAUUAGUGAAAUGGUUUUCAAAGGAAAGGUUGCAUUAAUUACAGGCUCGUCUUCGGGUAUCGGCGAAGGGAUUGCCAUAAAGUUGUGGUCUUUGGGCGCAAAUGUUGUCAUCACUGGAAGGAAUGAGAAACGCAUCCAACAAGUGGUCAACAAAUGCCAUAAACGAGACAAUCAGAGAGCACUCGGAGUGAGGGCUGACUUAUUGGUGGACAAAGACAUCGAGGAAUUGGUGGCGAAGACUAUCGCAGAGUUGGGCAAAAUUGAUAUAUUGGUCAAUAACGCCGGUGUCCUCACAAAUGGCCAGUUUGGAGGGCCCAAGUAUUUGGAGGCAUACGAUGUGAUUAUGAACGCAAACUUGCGAAGUGUUCAAGUGUUGACACAAUUGGUUGUCCCGUAUCUGGAGAUUACAAAAGGAAAUAUUGUUAAUAUCUCAAGUAUUGGUACACUCAUACCCCAAUGGAGAGCUAUGAGCUAUUGUAUGGCAAAAAGUGCCCUGGAUAUGUUCACCAAAUGCUUGUCACUACAGUUGGCACCCAAAGGCAUUCGCGUGAAUAGCGUUCUGUGA
This is a messenger RNA of Medioppia subpectinata, 582 nucleotides long. The record is from the annotation of a GenBank genome assembly. NCBI's taxonomy places the organism in Eukaryota, Metazoa, Arthropoda, Arachnida, Sarcoptiformes, Oppiidae.